This is a messenger RNA of Lecanosticta acicola, 555 nucleotides long. The record is from the annotation of a GenBank genome assembly. NCBI's taxonomy places the organism in Eukaryota, Fungi, Ascomycota, Dothideomycetes, Mycosphaerellales, Mycosphaerellaceae.
AUGGCGAAGCCUCUAGGAUUGGACCUAGCCUCCAAGAAGCAGCGGACCAGGAGCGACUAUGUCUACCACGAAGACUACCGAUCACGGUGGAAUGAUAACGACAUGUUCCACCACUUGAACAACCCCAUCUACGGCGUCCUCAUCGACUCCAUCAUCAAUUCCUACCUCAUACAAAAGACCGGCUACAGCACUUCCGGGUCGGAAUACAUCGGAUUGGUAGGAUCCAGCUACUGCGACUACUUCGGAUCAGCCCACUAUCCGGGCAUGCUCGAGGUUGGCCUUCGAGUAGUCAAAUUGGGGAAGAGUAGUGUCAUGUACGUCCCACCGGAUCCAGUCGCUUGUUCAAUCACGUGUUAAUCCCGUAACAGGUACGAAGUAGGUGUGUUCCAGGCCGGCGAGGAACAGAUCAAGGCCGUGGGCGGCUUCAUUCAGAUCUGGGUUCUGCGGAAGACGAAUAAACCGACGGAGGUGGGGAUUCCCUCACAUGUGCGUCGCGAAUUGGAGCCUCUCCUCAAGGGCAGCGAGCAGGAUCCUGCGGUCAAGUCCAGACUUUGA